Molecule: messenger RNA, 846 nt
Organism: Aureobasidium uvarum
Lineage: Eukaryota; Fungi; Ascomycota; Dothideomycetes; Dothideales; Saccotheciaceae
Source: the annotation of a GenBank genome assembly
AUGCCGCCUCGUUCUUCCAAUCCCGUCUGCAAAGUUGAGGAGAGCCAACUCACGAUCAAGCUGCAUCGACCUUGUGAAGACUGCCAUGAGGCUAACACUAACAUAUAUACAGACUUACAGAGUAGAUAUGGACAACUCUCCUCGACAGAGCCCGGCGACAAGACAUUUUCAGGCAUCCCAGGACCUACCUCUUCUGAGGGACUUCCUCCAAGUUAUCAACAGGCAACUGAACAGCCGCCAUCCUAUGCUCGAGCCGUUACGGAAGAGCAGCCUGUCACAUACGACAACGUCAUGAUGGCUAUCGCGACUUUCCAACCAGAAGAGAUUGUCAGAGCUAUGCACACCUUUCGCGCUUCCCAGCUAUCGUUACUGCCUGCAUUGUUGAAUGAGCUUCGGAGCCUCGAACAUCGGGUCAGCAAAGCAAAGCGCCGUCUAUAUCGAGCUGAAGACAUUGGCUUCUGCGACGAAGUGGUCAUCAGACUAACUCGUGAGCAACGAGCCCUCGAUAGCAGCCUCCAGCAAGGUCGAAGAUACCUCGACGCUACUGUCGUCCUCAAGCAUGGGCUCGACAAGUACCAGAAUCUUGCUAGGGAGUCUACAAAGGUUCACAACUACAAUCAGUCUCGUCUGUACGUCAAAGCUGCCAGUGAGCAUGCAGACAGACUCCUCGAAAUGGAGAUCCAGCUUUCAAGGCCUGGGCAACAGCCUCGACAUCUAGCUGGACAGACCAGACAACAGCUUUACCCGCUUGAGAAAGUGGUCCAGGCUCUGGAAGCUAGGACUACGUCAAGAGCUUGGGCAGUUGUGCAAGUUGCCACUCGUUCUAAUUUUGAUGUGCAUUGCUAA